This is a messenger RNA of Teleopsis dalmanni, 1599 nucleotides long. RefSeq names its product kelch-like protein 10. Bases 90 to 1499 code for a protein of 469 amino acids. The record is from RefSeq and is a predicted model, not a curated record. The transcript is spliced from 2 exons. Lineage: Eukaryota; Metazoa; Arthropoda; Insecta; Diptera; Diopsidae. Gene Ontology annotation, molecular function: protein binding.
UUUUGUUCAGCACGUAUUUUAUUUUAUUAUUUUAGUUUUCAUUUAUUAUUUGAUUAAACUUGUAAUUAGACACGAUAUUCUAUUAAAGAAUGGAUAGCGAUAACUUACUCUGUCUACAACAUCGCGCUACAAAUGACCCAGGCUGUGCACAAAAAAUUUGUCGCAAUUCCAAAAAAUCCGUUCCAAAAACUUUAUAUGAAAUGGGAUAUCGUAAUUCAAUCCCCAAUUGGAAAAAUGCUAUGACACAUCGUAAUUGCGAACACUUUGAAGAAUUGCAAAAAGUGUUUAGAGAUUCUUCAAAUGGUGAUGUUGAAGUCAAAGUAGGAAAUUGCACUUUUAAAUGCCACAGACUGAUUCUAAGAGCUUAUUCUAAUUACUUUAAUGCUCAUCCUACAGUUUCAAAUUUUGAAAUUUCAGAUGAUGUCAUAAGUCCUAUAGCUUUCCGGGUGUUGUACGAUUGGAUGACAGAUAAUAGCGUAAGAAUUAACUGUGAUGGAGUUAUGGAAGUUAUAAAAGCAGCAAUAUACUUCGAAGUCCCAUUACUGAUGGAGUUCUGUUGGAAAAUUUUUAGCAACGAAGCAUAUUUUUGUGAAGAUGUAGCUUUCAUGGUAUAUCUUGAGGCACGUUCUUACGACUUUCCGGAAUUGAAAGAAGUUAUGCUAACUCGUGUACGAAAAUUUUACCUUCAAUUAACGUGCACUGCAGAGUUUCUUUUUUUAACUGCCGAGGAAUUAAAACUUUUAAUAUUCUCUAACUAUAUUGAAGUAAACAUGGAAAGUGAAGUUUUUUUAUCCGUUGUUCGUUGGCUGGAUCACUGUUGGGAAGAGCGAAGUGCUUUUCUUGUACCAUUAAUGCAGUGUAUUCGGUUUAGUACAAUGCCGGCAUCAUUUUUAUUAUAUUUAACUCGCGGUGCAGACUGUGAAGAAGUACGGAGAGUUAUUGAAAAUAAUGAGGUGAUUACAAUGAUAAAACAUGCUUUGGAGUUUGUUUCAGCUAAAAUUUCAUGUCCAAUUAGAGAAUUGCCUGCUUUGUUAGCACAUCUGAAUGUACCCUAUAAACCACGGAACUGGAUAUUUGAUCCGCGUUGCAGUUAUCAUCACAGAAACGACUGUAAUAAAAUGGAGGAACUAACAUAUUAUAAGUAUUUGUGUUACCUACAAUAUUUACAAAAUGCUUCGCCAAAUCAUUGGAGUACACUUAUUCCAGCAAAUGAUCUAAAGGCUCGAUGUUGUUAUAAGAAAAAACAAUAUAACAGUGACAACGAAACAAUUUGCUGUUCUAAAUCAAUAUUAUCAGAAACCACUUCAGACACUUCAACUAAAUCCACUUCAGAUGAUUAUACUACAACUGUAUUUAUGUACGAAACACCAAGGACAACAACCUCAAGAAAUUAUCUGACCUCAGGUCGUUCUAGUAGUUACCCCAAUAGUUAUUAUACUAGCACUCAGCAAACUUCGAAUUCUGCUUCUACCGAACGGCAUGUUAUUCAUCCAUAUUAAAAUUUAAAUUUAAAAAGUGUAAUCCGUAAACAUUAUAUUGUUUAAGUACCCAAUAAGUCGUUUGAACAGAAAAGCGGCUAAUGAUGUUUUAAUAAAAAAA